Messenger RNA from Microthlaspi erraticum, 4290 nucleotides. The record is from the annotation of a GenBank genome assembly. NCBI's taxonomy places the organism in Eukaryota, Viridiplantae, Streptophyta, Magnoliopsida, Brassicales, Brassicaceae.
AUGGCGGCCGCUUCGAAUGGGAGUGAGUAUUUCGAAUUGGAUAUGAUGGAGACCGGUAGGGAAUCGUUCGCGCGGCCGUCGAACGCCGAGACAGUCGAGCAGGACGAGGAGGAUCUCCGGUGGGCGGCGAUCGGGCGGUUACCGUCGCAGAGACAAGGGAGUGAUUUAGCGAUUCUGCGUCGGUCGCAAACGCAGACGCAGACUUCCGGUUACGCCGACGGGAACGUUGUUCAGACGAUCGACGUGAGGAAAUUGGAUCGUUCGGAUCGCGAGAUGGUUGUUCGUCAAGCUCUUGCCACUAGCGAUCAGGAUAACUAUAAGCUCCUCUCCGCCAUUAAGGAACGGCUCGAUAGAGUUGGAAUGGAAGUUCCGAAAAUCGAAGUCCGGUUCGAGAAUUUGAAUAUUGAAGCUGAUGUUCAAGCUGGUACAAGAGCCUUACCGACUUUGGUUAACGUAUCUCGUGAUUUCAUUGAGCGUCUCUUAAGCAGCUUGAGGAUAAUGAAGACAAGAAAGCACAAGCUAACGAUUUUGAAAGAUAUUAGUGGGAUUAUCAAACCAGGAAGAAUGACAUUGCUAUUAGGACCACCAGGUUCCGGAAAAUCGACGUUACUUCUUGCUCUUGCAGGAAAGCUUGAUAAAAGUUUAAAGAAAACGGGGAACAUCACUUACAAUGGAGAGAAUCUUGAUGAGUUCCAUGUCAAAAGGACUUCAGCAUAUAUUAGUCAAACAGAUAAUCACAUUGCAGAACUCACUGUUCGUGAGACUCUUGAUUUUGCUGCGAGGUGUCAAGGCGCAAGUGAAGGAUUCGCAGGUUACAUGAAAGAUUUGACUCGUUUAGAGAAAGAGAGAGGUGUACGUCCGUCUUCUGAGAUUGAUGCUUUUAUGAAGGCUGCUUCUGUCAGUGGUGAAAAGCAUAGUGUUUCCACAGACUAUGUGCUUAGAGUGCUUGGUCUUGAUGUAUGUUCUGAUACAAUGGUUGGUAACGAUAUGAUGAGAGGUGUCUCUGGAGGUCAAAGAAAAAGAGUAACUACAGGAGAGAUGACUGUGGGGCCCAGAAAAACGCUGUUCAUGGACGAAAUAUCAACUGGUCUUGAUAGCUCAACAACUUUCCAGAUCGUCAAAUGCGUCAGAAACUUUGUCCAUCUAAUGGAUGGAACUGUUCUCAUGGCACUUCUUCAGCCUGCACCAGAAACAUUCGAUCUCUUUGAUGAUUUGAUUCUUCUAUCAGAAGGUUACAUGGUGUAUCAAGGUCCUCGGCAAGACGUUGUGAGCUUCUUUGAGUCUAUAGGGUUCCGUCUCCCACCACGUAAAGGUGUUGCAGAUUUUCUCCAAGAGGUGACUUCUAAAAAGGAUCAAGCGCAGUAUUGGGCAGAUUCUUCGAAGCCGUAUCAGUUUAUUCCUGUCUCGGACAUAGCGGCUGCUUUCCGUAACUCGAAUUAUGGACAUGCUGCUGAUGCCAAGCUUGCAACACCAUUCGACAAGUCAUCUGCUGAUCCUUCAGCUCUAUGCAGAACCAAGUUCGCCAUAUCAGGAUGGGAAAACCUUAAAGUUUGCUUUGAGAGAGAGAUACUAUUGAUCAACCGGCACAGGUUUCUUUACACCUUUAGAACAUGCCAGGUUGCAUUUGUGGGGUUUGUGACAGCGACAGUGUUCUUGAGAACUAGAUUACACCCAACAAGCGAAUCAUAUGGCAGCGAGUAUUUAUCUUGUCUUUUCUUCGGCUUAGUGCACAUGAUGUUCAAUGGUUUCUCUGAGCUGCCUCUCAUGAUAUCUCGUCUUCCGGUUUUCUACAAGCAAAGAGAUAACUCGUUUCAUCCCGCUUGGUCAUGGUCUAUCGCUAGCUGGAUCUUGCGUGUGCCUUACUCUAUUCUUGAAGCUGUUGUUUGGACUUGUGUUGUAUACUACAGUGUGGGACUUGCUCCUUCACCAGGCAGAUUUUUCCGGUACAUGUUACUUCUCUUCUCGGUGCAUCAAAUGGCUCUCGGUUUAUUCCGUAUGAUGGCUUCUCUAGCAAGGGAUAUGGUCAUUGCCAAUACGUUCGGAUCUGCAGCAAUCUUAGUAGUGUUCUUGCUCGGUGGAUUCGUUAUUCCAAAAGAUGAUAUUAAACCUUGGUGGACUUGGGGUUUUUGGAUUUCACCGUUAUCUUAUGGGCAACGUGCCAUUGCUGUCAAUGAAUUCACAGCCACGAGGUGGAUGCUGCCAUCUGCUAUAUCGGAUACAUCAAUUGGAUUCAACUUUCUAAAGCUGCGUAGCUUUCCAACAAAUGACAAUUGGUAUUGGAUCGGAGUUGCGGUUCUCAUUGGUUAUGCAGUUCUCUUCAACAACGUAGUCACUGUUGCCUUGGCUUAUCUUAACCCUUUAAGAAAAGCUAGAGCAAUUGUUUUAGACGAUCCAAAUGAAGAAAACCAAACUGCUUCAGUAUCAGAUACAAAACAAGUGAAAAGUGAGAAAAAGGGAAUGAUUCUUCCAUUCAAACCAUUGACAAUGACUUUCCACAAUGUCAACUACUAUGUUGAUAUGCCAAAGGAAAUGCGUUCUCAAGGUGUACCAGAGACAAGACUACAGCUCUUAUCAGACGUGAGUGGAGUCUUCUCUCCUGGUGUUUUAACAGCUUUAGUUGGAUCGAGCGGUGCGGGCAAAACCACAUUGAUGGAUGUUCUUGCGGGUCGGAAGACAGGUGGAUAUACAGAGGGAGAUAUUAGAAUCUCUGGUUACCCAAAAGAACAACAAACGUUCGCUAGAAUCUCUGGAUAUGUUGAGCAGAACGAUAUACAUUCUCCUCAAGUCACUGUUGAAGAGUCCCUAUGGUUCUCUGCUAGCCUUCGUCUUCCUAAAGAUAUCAGCAAAGAACAGAAAAAAGAAUUUGUGGAAGAAGUAAUGAGACUUGUGGAGCUUGAUAGUCUGAGAUAUGCGUUAGUUGGUUUACCCGGUACGACCGGACUUUCCACAGAGCAGAGGAAACGUCUAACGAUUGCGGUUGAGUUGGUUGCAAAUCCAUCAAUAAUAUUCAUGGACGAACCAACAUCUGGACUUGAUGCAAGAGCAGCUGCAAUUGUGAUGAGAACUGUUAGGAACACUGUUGACACGGGACGAACAGUGGUUUGCACCAUUCAUCAACCCAGCAUCGACAUUUUCGAGGCCUUUGACGAGUUGCUUCUAAUGAAACGAGGAGGACAGGUUAUAUAUGGUGGUAAAUUGGGUGAACACUCAAAGGUUAUGGUAGACUACUUUCAGGGGAUUAAUGGAGUCCCUGCAAUCUCGAUCGGUUACAAUCCAGCAACUUGGAUGCUUGAAGUAACUACGCCUGCUUUGGAGGAGAAAUUUAAUAUGGACUUUGCAGAUUUAUACAAGAAAUCUGAACAGUUUAGAGAAGUGGAAGCAAACAUCAAGCAACUCAGUGUUCCACCAGAAGGCUCAGAAGCAAUAAAGUUCUCUUCAAUAUACUCACAAAACCAACUGUCUCAAUUCUUACUCUGCCUCUGGAAACAGAACCUUGUCUACUGGAGAAGUCCAGAGUACAACCUCGUGAGAUUGCUCUUCACAACGGUCGCUGCGAUCAUCCUCGGCACAGUUUUCUGGGACAUUGGUUCCAAGAGGACUUCCAUGCAAGAUUUGGUCACCGUAAUGGGAGCUCUCUACUCGGCUUGCUUGUUUCUUGGAGUUAGUAACGCUUCAUCUGUACAACCAAUCGUUUCGAUCGAAAGAACAGUUUUCUACAGAGAGAAAGCCGCGGGAAUGUAUGCUCCAAUUCCAUAUGCAGCAGCUCAGGGCCUUGUGGAGAUACCUUACAUUCUCACCCAAACCAUUCUCUAUGGUGUCAUCACUUACUUCACCAUUGGUUUUGAAAGAACAUUCAGUAAGUUUAUACUCUACUUGGUGUUCAUGUUCCUCACUUUCACCUACUUCACCUUCUACGGCAUGAUGGCGGUUGGUCUCACCCCAAAUCAGCACUUAGCCGCUGUUAUGUCCUCUGCGUUUUACUCUCUCUGGAAUCUUCUCUCUGGUUUCCUCGUUCAAAAACCUUUGAUUCCAGUGUGGUGGAUAUGGUUCUAUUACAUUUGUCCAGUGGCGUGGACACUACAAGGAGUAAUCCUCUCACAGCUUGGUGACGUGGAGACCAUGAUCAACGAGCCAUUGUUCCAUGGCACGGUCAAAGAAUUCAUUGAACAGUACUUCGGCUACAAGCCAGACAUGAUCGGUGUAUCUGCUGCUGUUCUUGUUGGAUUUUGUGCUCUCUUCUUCUCUGGGUUUGCACUUUCAGUCAAAUUCCUCAAUUUCCAGAGAAGAUAG